Bombus huntii is the source of this 1627-nucleotide messenger RNA. It is a transcript of the gene Sin1, whose product is annotated as target of rapamycin complex 2 subunit MAPKAP1. The transcript is spliced from 7 exons. NCBI's taxonomy places the organism in Eukaryota, Metazoa, Arthropoda, Insecta, Hymenoptera, Apidae. Gene Ontology annotation, biological process: TORC2 signaling. Gene Ontology annotation, cellular component: TORC2 complex; cytoplasm; plasma membrane. Gene Ontology annotation, molecular function: phosphatidylinositol-4,5-bisphosphate binding. The record is from RefSeq and is a predicted model, not a curated record. The coding region runs from base 125 to 1516 and encodes 463 amino acids.
CGGCGGUUGCUUAAACAGGCUGUUUACACAUACAAAGUGAUGGAAGAAGAAAUCAUUUGGGCAACUGUAAAACGGAAUUUUGGAAAUAAUCUUUUCAUGCUUCGAAAGUAUCUAAGAUAAACAAAUGGCGUUCUACGAUAACGAACAUUGGCUUUUAUCACAUAUUAGAGAUAGUUUUUUAUCAACCGACAAUACAGGUCAAUGUGAAAUGGUGAUGCUUGGAGAAGAUAUACCUAAACAACUAAGAUCCAAUGGAAUGUUACAAUGUUAUCCUGGCAUGGAAGAAAGCGACGACGAAGAUCUAGAUGCUCUCGCAGAAUCCUAUGACAUACAAAUGGAUAUGGAAUACAGUCACAGAGAACGCACUAAUACCGCGCAAAGAUUAGAGAAAAUGGAUCUUGAAAGGGAAAAGGCUGCUAAAGUCAGUGUAAAGUGGAGAAAUGAUUCUGUUAUACCUGUUACUCAACAAACAGAAUUAUUUCAAAGGAAGGAUUUUCGUAAAAAGACUGGCCAAACUAAAAGAUAUUCUCUCUUGUCUGAACAACUUGAAAAGUGUCCAAAUGUACCACAAAAUCCAUUUAUAGAAUACGCCAAGUUUGACGGCAGCGCACAAGUAGAUAUUCCUAUAAGAAAGUACAGGAUAUUUAUGUGUAUGUUACCUAAAAAUCAAAGAACGUAUCCCAUUCAUAUACUUGUACUUGCUACGGCAAAAGUGCUAGAAUUUAUUGGAUUAAUUUGCUAUAAAUAUGCGAAUGAACAUCCAGAUCACCCUUUAAAGGAUGAUAUCACAAGAUAUGGCUUAUAUUUUACUGAAGAUGAUGGAGAAGUUGACUGGGAUUUACCGUGCUUGGAUCCUAGGGAAACGAUAUCUAAAUUUGAAUUCACAACGUUAGGUCUUGCCGAAAUGAAACCCAGCGAUAGGGCGCGACACAACGUGUUUAAUUGGGUUGAAUUAACUAACGAGGAAGAUUUUCUAGAAGGUCAAAACGAAGAAGAAGAAGUUGCUGAAGAUUUAGCAAAAAUGGAAGGACAUACGACUGCUAUGGAAGCUCCGUUGUAUCAGUCGUACAGGGUAUACAUAAUUAAUAAAGUCAGGACAAAGACUGAAAUAUAUCUAGGAAUAUCUGGUGAAAAAAUUGAAAUCAAUCCAAUAAUAACAGGGAAAGGUGCAGGACGCUUUUGGAAUAGGCAAAGAGCUGUUAGUUAUCAAAUAGACAAUAUUGCCUGGUGCGAAGUGACAGAAACAAAGGGAACGAAAACAAUUUUUACGUUAGUUUAUACACCACACACGUCUACUUCCGAAAAUAUUUUAGUACCCUCUGGACAGUUGCAUUCUCUGCAUCAAUCAGCAUCGUUUAAAAACCAUGAAUUUGAAGCCGAUUCGAUGACAGCCGAAGAAAUUGUCAGAAAAAUAAAUCAUAUAUUGGAAUUACACAAUAGCAUAUCAAGAAAAGAAUAUCUAUCUCAGAAAGAAAGAAAAGCGGCGAGACGGAAAAGUUUUCAUUUGCAUAGAUGACAGCUCUAUUGGUUUCUAUAUUCUAUUUUAAAUUAUUUAAAACAUUAAUUAUGUCAAUGUGAUAAAACAAAUGUUUACUUCAAUACACAUAUGAUCCUAUUGUCAUUUUAA